CUAUUACAUAAUACUCGCGUUGAUAAGAUGAUGAUCUAGGUAUACAAUAGCCAUGUUUAUUCAUUUAUUAUUCUGGGUGUUUCAUGUGUUUCAGGCCGAAGCAACCGAUAGAGUUGAUGCAUACCCGGUAACUUGUUUUCCAGUCCGGCUGAGGCCAGGCGAGGAAAUCAAAAGUGAGCUGUUGAACGUCGUGAAAAAAGAGGGUCUACAGGGCGCGUUUGUGAUGUCAUGUGUUGGGAGUGUGACGAAGGCAGUGCUGAGGAUGUCGGACAGUACGACGGUGAAGACUUUUGAGGGUCACUUUGAGAUCGUGUCACUAGUGGGCACACUGUCUGCAGGCGGGCAUCUCCACAUCAGCCUCAGUGACGUCGACGGACAUGUCUUCGGAGGUCACGUGAUGGGCGACUUGGUCGUGUUCACAACGGCGGAGGUGGUAAUUGGUAACGCGGGAGGCGUGGUGUUUACCAGAGAGCCGGACUCCCAGACGGGAUAUAACGAACUUGUCAUUAAUCCAUAUACCACCUGACAGCAUGAUUAUAAUUUCUGUAUUAUAAAUUUAACAGGUGUCCUCAAGGAAAUGAUUAAACAGCCUGUGUUCACCAAUAAACACACAAUGGUCAGAACAGGUGACAAUUAACAACAUGGAUUACUCAUAUAUUAAUUACGGUAAUAUCGAACUUGUAAAGAAAAGAAAUAUAUAAACCUUUGCGUAUAUUUUAAUAAUCAAACCUUUUCUGAAAUCCAGUAAAUCAGGAAAUCAUCCGUUUGUAACAUUGUACACACUCUGGGAUGAUACUUUGUGAACUUUGUGAUUUCUUAUUAAAUCAACAAGUGGGA
Pecten maximus is the source of this 837-nucleotide messenger RNA. Its product is annotated as bifunctional protein GlmU-like. The coding region runs from base 53 to 526 and encodes 157 amino acids. The record is from RefSeq and is a predicted model, not a curated record. Lineage: Eukaryota; Metazoa; Mollusca; Bivalvia; Pectinida; Pectinidae. The transcript is spliced from 2 exons.